GCCGAUCGUUAUUUCUUCUCCCUCGAAACCUUUCAAGAAUCAAAACAAGAAGAAAAAAUCCUAAAAAGUUUACAACAAAAUUCAAUCUCAAAUUAGGGUUUGGAUGUCGACCCGAAAUCGGCGUUUGAAUACAUCAUCGUCAUCGUCGUCAUCGUCAAGGGCAAGGAGACCGUCGAUCACCAGGGAUCAAAGCAAGAAGAUGGGUGCUGCGAAGACGCAGUUUAGUAAGAAGAGAGUCGCUCUUAGCGACAUAACCAACCAAGGAAAUGGCUUUCAAAACGGGUCACGGGUCAUGGCUACUCACUCAAAACCCAUGGUGCCUUGUACGUCCAAAGUUGCCAAGAAGAAGGAAACUUCUACUUGCACUCAGGAUAAUGAUCUAUGUUGGAACACUUUGCCUAGACCUUUGAGUUUAGAAUCAUGUGGCAGUGUUUCUUGUAUGGAUACAAUUCGGAUGAGAGAUGAUCAUCCUACCACAGAAGUUUUAGGUCUUCCUUCUUCAAGCAGCUUGCAUACGCCUAGAAGCAUGAAUAUCUCUCCAUGUAGAUCAUUUUGUGCUUCAGUCUCUUUGGAUGAGACAAUGUCUACUAGUGAUUCCUUGAGCAGCCCAGAUUUUGAAUAUGUAGAGAAUGAAGAGCUAUCAGCAGUUAAGCCUAUUGAGAGGAAGGCAAACAACAAUCUGUCCAUAUCAGAGUACACACAGAAAGAAGGGAAGAUUUCCAAGAGAAAUGUAUUUUUGGAGGUGGGACCGAAUGAUAAUGUCGUUGCCGUUGAUAACACUUUCACAGAUCCCCAGUUUUGUCCAUCCAUUGUUCAUGACAUUUACAAGAAUGCGCGUGCUGCUGAGGCCAAAAAAAGGCCUUCUGUACACUUCAUGGAGAUGGUCCAGAAAGAUAUUAAUGCCAGCAUGCGAGCUAUUCUCAUCGAUUGGCUAGUGGAGGUUACUGAAGAAUACAGGCUUGUACCUGAGACACUAUUUUUGACAGUGAAUUACAUUGAUCGUUAUCUUUCUGGCAAUUCAAUUAACAGACAACAGUUGCAGUUGCUUGGAGUUGCCUGCAUGAUGAUUGCUUCUAAAUACGAGGAGAUAUGUGCACCUCAAGUGGAGGAGUUCUGUUAUGUUACUGAUAACACAUACUGCAAGGAUGAGAUUUUGGAAAUGGAAUCUGCUGUGCUGAAUUACUUGAAGUUCGAAAUGACGGUCCCAACCGCUAGAUUUUUUCUUAGGCAAUUUGUUCAUGCUGCUCAAAUGAUCAAUCAGGUUCAAUCAAUGCAGUUUGAAUGUUUGGCCAGCUACAUUGCAGAGUUAUCACUUCUUGAGUAUACCAUGCUUCAUUAUGCUCCAUCGCAGAUAGCUGCUUCUGCUGCUUUCUUGGCCAAAUUUAUACUCUCUCCUUCAAAGAAACCUUGGGAUUCUAUAUUGGGCCACUACACACUAUACCGGCCCUCUGAUUUGGGAGACUGUGUUAAGGCACUGCAUCAUCUCUGCCGUAAUGGUGGUUGUGCUAAUUUGCCUGCUAUCAGAGAGAAGUAUAGUCAGCAUAAGGUGAGUAGGUUCUCCAUCUUUCUCGGGCAAUAUGUUUACUACAAUGCUACGGUUGGCCUAAGUUUUCAACAAAGUGAGAAUCCAACAAUAUGGUCCUCUAAAUAUGCACUUGGUACAUGGACUGAAAUUUUUCCUGUACUUGAAUUGAUAAGUUCUCCUUCAUGAAAGGGAAAAAAAAGAGUAGGGUAAAUAACAGAUUUUGUAACUUGUUGAGAUAUAGAUUGUUUAGUUUUAUGUUAAACCUGAUAUUCGUUAUUUUAAGAA
Messenger RNA from Durio zibethinus, 1810 nucleotides. Lineage: Eukaryota; Viridiplantae; Streptophyta; Magnoliopsida; Malvales; Malvaceae. The record is from RefSeq and is a predicted model, not a curated record.